AUGGCUGGAGGACGUCGAAUGAUUGUUGAACCAUGUGGAGGACAUAAUUGUAUUUCAAUAAUAAAUAAUACUUAUUUAGAAGACUAUAAUGAACCAACAAAAGAUUAUGAUUUAAAUAAAUGUGGUGUAAUUCAAAAUGAUCGUUCAUUAGGAAAAAGAGCAUUACAAUUAAAAAUAAGUACAGGUGUUAAAAAUACUCUACGUCCAGCUGAAUAUCCAUGGCUGGUUCGUAUAGAAAGUCGUUCGAGUAUUUAUUCACAUACAGUUACACUCUGUGGUGGUACACUUAUUCAUCCACAAUGGAUAAUAACUGCUGCUCAUUGUAUGUUUGAUAGUAAAAUAAAUCGUCUGUAUCCAGCUAAUGGUAUUAAUCUUUUUAUGGGACAUUAUGAUCGAUUAAGUUCAAGUCAAAAUGAAUAUAUACAACAACCAGCUUUAUAUUUAAUUCAUCCAAAAUUUCGUAUUAGUCGAAUAUCACCAGCACCUAUUCAUGAUCUAGCAUUAAUUAAAUUAGUUAGACCAGUACCAUUAUCAGGUUCAAUUAAUAUAGCUUGUUUACCAGAAUCUACAGAUAAAUUAAAUGAUGGUACAUUAGCAUUUACAGCUGGUUGGGGACAUUCAUCACCUGGUUCAACAGCUGUUAAUCUACCACGAAAAGCAAGAAUUCGAAUAUCACCACGUUCAUGUCGUAAUUUAAUGGUUGAUAAAAAAUUACAUAUAUGUGGAAGAAAUGAACGUGGAAAUAAUAUUUGUAGUGGAGAUUCAGGUACUGGUUUAAUGGUACAUGCUGGAAUUAAAUCCAAUAAUAAUCAAACCAAAUGGAAAUGGCAUCUGUUUGGUGUUGCAAGUUUUGGUCUUGACGAAUGUUCACAAAAUGUUAAUCAUGAUAAUGCAUUUGCAUCAGUUUCAGUCGAUAUUGAUUGGAUACAUAGCGUAAUGAAAAAAUAUUAA
Molecule: messenger RNA, 951 nt
Organism: Rotaria sp. Silwood2
Lineage: Eukaryota; Metazoa; Rotifera; Eurotatoria; Philodinida; Philodinidae
Source: the annotation of a GenBank genome assembly